This is a messenger RNA of Ornithodoros turicata, 1257 nucleotides long. Its product is annotated as serpin B3-like. Gene Ontology annotation, molecular function: serine-type endopeptidase inhibitor activity. The record is from RefSeq and is a predicted model, not a curated record. Lineage: Eukaryota; Metazoa; Arthropoda; Arachnida; Ixodida; Argasidae. Bases 1 to 1257 code for a protein of 418 amino acids. The transcript has a single exon.
AUGGACCACGUAUCCUCAGAGAGCGACUUUUCACUCAUUUCGCGGUUGACAUCGGAACCGACAUCCCCCGAUGCUGAGGCAGAGCUCGCAGCAGUUCCUCCUUCAAUUGACGAGAUGGCGUUGCGAACCUUCUGUCACUCCUGCAACCAGUUCACACACAAGCUGUUGCAGAAACUGCCGCGACACCAAAAUAUCCUUUUCUGUCCGUCGCAGCUCUACUGGACACUCACCGGCUUGUACCUUGGUUCGCACGGCGAUACUCGUCUGGAGUUACACGAGCUCCUCAACUACACUGACGUCAAUGUUUCUCCGGAACGCAUUCAGCAGUUUUUCCAAAACUUUAUCCGCGGAUUUCACCGUCGCGGGUGCCAACAGAACGUCACCCUGUGCAGCGCCAUAUGCACGUCCGACUGUGACCUGUUGUUUCAACCCUUCUGCAAGACGUUACAUGAUUUCUUCUCCAUUAGCGUUCGUUCUGUUCCGAGCAAUGUCAAGUUGGAACGCGUUCGCAGUGAGGUCAACCGCUGGGUGGAACAGUCAACACGAGGACUAAUAACGAGCAUGAUUGGCGACUACACCCCUCCUCGGCGCCCAUGUAGCUUACUGGUAAGCGCGGCUUACAUUGAGUACACGUGGGGCAGUUCCUUCGGCUGGCACACUACAGUCCUCGCGGACUUCUAUAACAACGGGUGCGAGGCAUGUAAGACGAGGAUGCUACGAUCGGCAAGCUGCAAUCCUUACAUAUUCUCCAAGGCCCUGGCUGCAAGGGUCUUAGUCAUCCCGGGUUCUAUGACGGACUGGUCGUUCGUUAUUCUUCUACCCAUUGACCGUAAGGGCAUACAUGUCGUUGAGAACAGGCUAGACGCUGAUGUCUUGGAGAGCGCGUUGCAGAACUGUACGGACACACGGGUUGAACUGACCAUGCCGAACUUUGAGCUGGAGAGUUCUCUCUCAUUGAUGGAAGUACUGCAAGCGGUGAACGUGAAGAGCAUCUUCGAUGAAGAAACGGCCGAAAUUACGGGACUUUUUAAGGCCAAGGGAUCGUGCUUCUCUGAAAUCAUGCACAAGUCAAAACUGAAAUUGGAGAAAGCAGGAUCGGAGGGCGAACAUUUCGAUAACUUGGCGCUUAUCGUGAACGGUCUGAAGCCCAGAGGAGUGGUGGCGUUUCACGUGAAUCACCCUUUUCUAUUUCUUCUGUAUGAUGCAAAGAACAAUGCCAUUACCUUUGUCGGUCGCGUCGUAGAAAUGGUAUGGUGA